Messenger RNA from Somion occarium, 1066 nucleotides. The record is from the annotation of a GenBank genome assembly. NCBI's taxonomy places the organism in Eukaryota, Fungi, Basidiomycota, Agaricomycetes, Polyporales, Cerrenaceae.
AAGUGUGUUAAACCAGGUUGUCGUCCAUGUCCAAGGCUCUCAGUUCCUCUCGUGCUGCUCUCCAUGCUUUUUUGAGGCAAACACGGCCUCUGGAAACGGCUGUCCGACUGACUCCUCGUUUGAUACCCCACCGUUCACGACGGCCAUACGGCACUAACACCCCGCCACGAAAUGCCGAACAGCAAAACCAUACAUCCUCUUAUAUAUCUGCCAAAAGACCGGACCCUUCACGCUUAGUGGACCACCUCAACAAUGUCUUCCAACCACUCCAGUUUCCUCCAGAACUUGCGGCCCGAAUAUUAACCCAUGCAAGCCACAAGGACGCAAUAGUCAGUCACAAUGCUAGACUCAGCUUUAUUGGUCGUCGAGUCCUAAAGACCUACUUAUUGCUUUUCCUCCACUCGUCUCCCGCUUUGCAUUCUGCGCAUGACUAUGAACUUAUCCUUGAGCGGACGCUCAAUACAUACGUCCUUGGAGAGCAUGUUGCACCCACAUGGAGUUUGGGUCGUGUGCUGAAAUGGUCGCCAGUCAACAUUAGUCCGCAAGUUGCCUCGGGCAGCGAUUACUCAAAUUUGGACCCAAAAUUUUCGCGCAGCGUAGGAUUGUACAAGGUGCAGGGUGCGGCCGUAGAGGCCGUUGUAGGCGGAGUCUUCCAUCAAUAUGGCGGCGCUAUUGCUCAUCGACUCUUCCACACUCGAAUUCUUCCUCAUCUCUUGCUUCCAGGCAGGCCGGAAGGAUUGCACGAUGCGUUCCACCCGCAUGCCCUAGAUAUCUGCGAGAGAAUGGGUGGUGUGGACGGUCCAUUGAUCACCACCGGCAGCACAUCUUCGACGGCGGACCUAUUCAACGCAGAGAAAAGCCAUCCAAAAGUUACGACCUCAUAGAGUACCUAUUCUAGCAUAGUUGCUUCAUACAUCUAUUGCAUAAUUCAUCCGUGCAUACCAUUUUUACCCUGAUGAUCUUUCGGUGACAUACCUGUAUGCAGCUUGCCCAAUUUGCAGCAUGAGCGUGUACGAUGUGAAGCUUCUCAGACACACCCCACUCUCUACCUUCUUGCACUUACCAU